Messenger RNA from Carlito syrichta (Philippine tarsier), 1459 nucleotides. It is a transcript of the gene SLC48A1, whose product is annotated as solute carrier family 48 member 1. The record is from RefSeq and is a predicted model, not a curated record. NCBI's taxonomy places the organism in Eukaryota, Metazoa, Chordata, Mammalia, Primates, Tarsiidae. Gene Ontology annotation, biological process: heme transport. Bases 62 to 331 code for a protein of 89 amino acids. Gene Ontology annotation, cellular component: plasma membrane; lysosomal membrane. Gene Ontology annotation, molecular function: heme transmembrane transporter activity; heme binding. The transcript is spliced from 3 exons.
UACAGAACUGUUACUUCCUUCCCCUGGUGUGCUGGCGCUGUGGGUCCUGGUCACACACAUCAUGUACAUGCAGGAUUACUGGAGGACCUGGCUCAAGGGGCUCCGUGGCUUCUUCUUCGUGGGCGUCCUCUUCUCGGCCAUCUCCAUCGCUGCCUUCUGCACAUUCCUCGUGCUGGCCAUCACCCAGCAUCAGAGCCUCACAGACCCCACCAGCUACUACCUCUCCUGUGUCUGGAGCUUCAUUUCCUUCAAGUGGGCCUUCCUGCUCAGCCUCUAUGCCCACCGCUACCGGGCCGACUUCGCUGACAUCAGCAUCCUCAGCGAUUUCUGACCCAGGGGUGAGGUCUCUGCACCCUGGGGGGCCUCAGGACCUGGACUAAGCCUCUGAGCCAUCGGGAGGGCCUGCUCCCACCCCUUGGGGACCCCAGAACUGCGGCAGAAAAUACACAGCAGGACGAGUGUGGCCUCCCAGGAAGCUGUUUGCUCGUCCCCUUCGGAGGAAACCUGGGUGCAACGGAAAGGGGAUCCUGCCGUGUUGCUCCCCGUUGGCCUGGCCAAGGACAGCUCUAGACCUUUUCAAAUGGACGUUUUCUUAGCACUCAGUGAGGAAACUUUGUAAGUAAGGCCAGGGCAAUAAGGUCAAGGGCUAGGACCAUGCAGCCUUGACCCAUGCCUGGUGCUGGAGGCAGAGGGCAGGGGGUUUCGUCCCUGCUACCCCAGACUCUCCCUGAUGCCAGAGUGGGAAUCUAGGGAGGUCAGGUCAAGGAAGGAGUCUCCAGCAGAGCACCUGAAGCCCCCCAUCCUGCCAUCUCCCAAGGGUUAGGUAGCUUUAACUCAUCAGUCCCUGGGAUGGCAAAAUUUGGCUUUCCCCACAGCCUGAGGAGGUUGAGUGGAGAGCUCAGUGUCCCUCCUCCCAUCGUUCUACCCAGAGCUGGUCUCUCAAGAGAGUGCUAGAGCCAGACAGUCACUGCCCCUCCUCCCGCCAGUCUCACAUACACCCCAAAGUGGACUCCCCAAACCAGGCACACUAAGGGCCACAGCGAAUGUGCUCCUGCCCCCAGGACUUUGGGGAAGGGGGCAACAUGGUGUCCAGCCUCCCUGUAUUUCUACUCUGCCUUCUCAGAGUGCCCCUCACUGUACCCAGAACACCCCUGGCCACAAGAUACCUUCUCUCCCACUCCAGCCCCUGCUCACUGCCCUUUGCUAGAGUGUUUAUCUUUUUACAUCUCCCUUCUGAAGGACAAAAUGCUUUUCUGCCCAUACACUGGUCCAAGGGCUCACCUAACUCGGGAGGGAAGGGCUGUUGUCAAAUAUCCCUUUUCAUGUUAAGUUGCCAUUUUGCACGGUCUACCCUUCCCCACCUGGUGUGUCCUGCACCCCAGCUCUUUGCCUUAUCUGUGUCACUGUCACUUUAGCAGAAAUACAGCGGCCAUUUAUAUUAGACAGCCUCUGGCUGUUA